Acomys russatus (golden spiny mouse) is the source of this 1599-nucleotide messenger RNA. RefSeq names its product angiotensinogen (gene Agt). The record is from RefSeq and is a predicted model, not a curated record. Lineage: Eukaryota; Metazoa; Chordata; Mammalia; Rodentia; Muridae. Gene Ontology annotation, biological process: regulation of systemic arterial blood pressure by renin-angiotensin. Bases 1 to 1440 code for a protein of 479 amino acids. The transcript is spliced from 4 exons. Gene Ontology annotation, molecular function: serine-type endopeptidase inhibitor activity.
AUGACUCCCACAAGGAUAGGCUGGAAGGCCUCCGCUGUCAUCUUCUGCAUCCUGACUUGGGCCAGCCUGACAGCCGGGGACCGCGUAUACGUCCACCCCUUCCAUCUCCUCUACUACAGCAAAAGCACCUGUGCCCAGCUGGAGAACCCCCAGGCGGAGACACCCCCCGAGCCGACCUUCAUGCCUGUUCCCAUUCAGGCAAAGACCUCCCCUGUGGAUGAGAAGACCCUGCGAGAGCAGCUCGUGUUGGCCACUGAGAAGCUGGAGGCCGAGGAUCGCCUGCGAGCCUCCCAGGUCGCCAUGAUCGCCAACUUCAUGGGCUUCCGCAUGUACAAGACGCUGAGCGAGGCAGGAAGUGCGCCCAGAGGGGCCGUCCUCUCUGCACCAGCUCUCUUUGGCACUCUAGUCUCCUUCUACCUUGGAUCCUUGGACCCCACAGCCAGACAGCUGCAGGCACUGCUGGGUGUCCCCGUGAAGGAGGAGGACUGCACUUCCCGGCUGGAUGGGCACAAGGUCCUCGCUGCCCUGCAGGCCGUUCAGGGCUUGCUGGUCACUCAGGGUGGGACCAGCAGCCAGGCACACCUGCUACAGACUACCGUGGUGGGCCUAUUCACCGCCCCGGGCCUGCGCCUAAAGCAGCCGUUUGUUCAGAGCCUACCUCCCUUUGCCUCAGCCGUCUUCCCACGCUCUCUGGACUUAUCCACUGACCCGGGUCUUGCCACUGAGAGAAUCAACAGAUUCAUGCAGGCCGUGACAGGGUGGAAGAUGAGCUUGCCAUCGGAGGGGGUCAGCACAGACAGCACCCUCAUUUUCAACACCUACGUUCACUUCCAAGGGGUGAUGAAGGGCUUCUCGCAGCUGCCUGGGCUCCACGAAUUCUGGGUGAACAACAGCACCUCCGUGUCUGUCCCUAUGCUCUCUGGCACUGGCAACUUCCAGCACUGGAGUGACUCCCAGAACAACUUCUCCAUGACACGUGUGCCCCUGGGAGAGAGUGCCAGCCUGUUGCUGAUCCAGCCCCACUGCAUCUCAGACCUAGACAGGGUGGAGGCCCUCAUCUUCCAGCACGACUUUCUGACUCGGAUAAGGAACCCGCCACCUCGGGCCAUCCGCCUGACCCUACCCCAGCUGGAAAUUCGAGGAUCCUACAACCUGCAAGACUUGCUGGCCCAGGCCAAGCUACCCACCCUUUUGGGUGCCGAGGCAAAUCUGGGCAAGAUUGCUGAGACCAACCCAAGGGUGGGAGAGGUUCUCAACAGCGUUCUCCUUGAACUCAGAGCAGGAGAGGAAGGGCAGCCAAGCGAGCCUGCCCAGCAGCCUGGCUCAGCUGAGGCCCUGGAUGUGACUCUGGACAGUUCGUUCCUGUUUGCCAUCUAUGAGCGGUACUCAGGCGCCCUGCACUUCCUAGGCAGAGUAGAUAGGCCUCAGAGUGUGGUGUGAGGUGCCAGAGGGGCCCUUGUGAGCAGCCAUGGAGACAAGGCCAGCUUCAGAGAGCUACACAAAACUCAUUGCUGUGACCCCUGGCUUCCCAUCACCCCUCCCAGCGAGGCAGAGGCCGUCUCCUUGGAGACAGCACUGAUGGGGAAUAAACAAUGAGCA